Molecule: messenger RNA, 2724 nt
Organism: Frieseomelitta varia
Lineage: Eukaryota; Metazoa; Arthropoda; Insecta; Hymenoptera; Apidae
Product: serine-rich adhesin for platelets-like
Exons: 2
Coding region: 263-2578 (771 amino acids)
Cellular component (GO): extracellular region
Molecular function (GO): chitin binding
Source: RefSeq, a predicted model, not a curated record
GAAACGUGCAAGUUAAUUAAACAAUUUCAAUUUAGGAACAGUGUGUAAACUUGAUCACGCACUUGUAUGUUAUGAAAAAUGACGUUUUUGAUAAUCGUAGUUAUCGCAGUUUAAUUAUUAUUCAGCACGUCUGUGAUAUAAAAAUGCUUGAACAUGUUACUUCGACGGUCAGAAAAGUUUCGGCACCGAGUGUAAAAAGUGUGUUUUCACUGAUCAAAAUUGGUAAAAAAAAUCUUAACUUUGUUUAAUGUGAUCAUCAAACAUGAAGAGUUUUAUUUUAAUUUUUCUAUUGCAAUUUGUGGUGCUAAUCGUAGUUAGUCAACCAGUGAGCGAAUUAGCUGAGGUUGAUGAUACAGAUAACAUAAAUUACGGAGCACACAGGUAUCCCAGAAACUUGAAAUCGAAGUAUCCACCAUGCAAAAUCAACCAAUAUUUUGACGAAGACAAAGGCCAUUGUAUGAGCGUGAUCGGAGGUGGAAGGGCUCUUUACAUAAAUAAUACAAAAUCUUGCGAGUCGAAUACAUUAAUACCACAUUGCACAAAUCCGAGAUACUACUACAUUUGUAAAAAAGAUAAAAUCAUAUUAGCCGAAUGUUCUCAAAAGAGACACUUCGAUACUCAUCUACAAAAAUGCGUCUUAGUUCCUCGUGGAAAAUAUAUUUCUGCUAUCAACAGAGAAAAUUCGGAUAUUUUGGAUUCCUCUCAACAUCUCGAAUGUCGAAAAUUGGGCUCAUUUCCAGUUCCAAAUAAUUGUGGUUUAUUUUAUACUUGCUCGGUUUCCGGUCAUCGAAUGCAUCAAAAUUUCUAUACUUGUCCAAAAAAUACGGCUUAUGAUACAGAAACCGAAUUGUGCAAGCCCUCGCAUACUUGUCAUCAGCGAAAACCGUCACCCUUGUGCGAGGAUCGCCUAUUCCAGCAGCUUUCGAGAUCCUCUGGAGAGGAGAAAUUAAGACAUUGUGAAACGAUAUUUACGGACGAAGAAGAAACUACUACUUCGACGUCGCAUGAAGAUAAAAUUCUGUCGACAACUACUGCUCGCGCCGUACCACCCAUAUCUGAAUUCACGGGAUCAGGUGAUAAUAGCGAUAUUAUAACGACGACGGAACGUGCUCCGGAAAAGUCACGUUCUACAAACACAGAUCUCGCGAUACGUACAACUGAAACAAUCGCAGAAGAUGCCACGACUGAAGUUAAUUCGCCUACAGUGAUAAAUGAUAAUGAAGAAUUAUCUACAACCUUAGGGCCAUCCGAAGAUCAUACUGAAACUACAACGAAUGAUUCUAACGAGCAAAGUGGCACUGCAUCAACAAUUUUAAAUGAUUCAACAACUCCCGGUAAUAAAGAACCAGAAAUAAGUACAAACGAACCAUCCGCAGAGAUUCCUAGUUCUGAAGAAAUUAGCCAAAACUCAACUACUGAAACCGAAAGCAUCGGUAUAACAUCGUCAAUUCUUGUCGAUCCAGAAACUUCUAGCAAUACAGAAUCGGAAGAACAAAUUACAGAAACAAGCUCGAUUUCAUCUACAACGUCCUUAGAAAUCGAAACUACUGAGGAACCAAAUGUGGAAAAUCAAACUCCAUCAGGAAGUGCAGAAAAUGCUACGACUCCUAGUAAUUCAGAAUCAAACGAAGAACCAAUACUUCCAACUGAACCGUCUUUAGAAAUUCCCACCGAUGAAUCUGAUUUUAGUACAACGGGUGAAUCGACUACUGAAAUCAACACUGCAUCAACAAUUUUAACAUCUAGUUCAAGUGUGGAAAACGAAUUGACUACAGAAAUAAAUCCACCACUUGUGGAAAUUACGGCAGAAUCUGAAGAAACUAAAGGAGAAUCGGUUACAGGAAUAGUACCAACUGAACCGUCCUCCGAAAUCGGAACCCCUGGAGUAUUUAUUAUGGAAAAUCAAGAAUUUACUGAAGAACCAAUUACUGAAACUGAAAUUACUGAUAUUACUCCAAAUAUUUUAACUGAUUCACCGUUAUCUAGUAUCAAGGAAACACAUGAGGAAACAAAUACAGAAACGGAUACAAAUAAUUCAUCGUUAGAAAUAACUACACCAAGAAAAAAUUCAGAAGACGAUGGUAAAGAAAGUAAUGAACAAGUUCCUAAUGAAGAUGAAUCCACUGAAUCAUCAAAUAAUAAUUGGAAUGGAAUGAUAACCACUGAACCAACAAGCUGGAUCAGCACCGUCGAACAACCUUUGUUGCAGAAUGAUAAUACAGCACCUGAAAUUAAUACUGAAGAAAUAAUAACGGAGAAGCCAAAUUCUAUGCCUUCAGAGUCUGAUAUAUCAUCAAUAGAUCUAACAUCCGUAACAAAUGACGAUUUUGAUGCACAUAUCGAAAGUAGCACAGAGCCAGUCAAAUCGUCGUAUAAGCGUCCACAUUCUCCGAUUACAGAUACUGAGAACGUAUGUAACAAUGUUGCAGAAAAAGAAUCUGCGACUAAACCGAAUCAUACGCAUUUUGAAAAAAUGAGAUCAAAGAAUGUUGCAUUACCUCUUGCGUCAGCAGUAUCAAGUAUCAUUGAUAAGAUUAAACAUUGCUUGAAAAAAAUUUUCGAGGAGUUACAUCACUGAAAAAUUCUUAUAAGAUGCAUUGAUAAGUUUUUAUUUUAAAAAUUUGCAUUGACGUAUUAAAUUAAAAAUAUUAAUAUAACAGAUACACACAAGGAUAAAGAUAAUAAAUAAAUCACAUAUAUUUUAAAAUAUAAAUUAUGUAUAUU